GAUGUUUAGAUAUUGUGGGGAGAAGUUACAUGUUAAUCACUUCUGGGAGUUAAGGGGUUAAUUAAGAUAUCGUGAGAGACGAGGUGACCCAAUGGCUAUUGCGGGUCGAGUGGUCUGGGUUCUACGCCUGGCCAGGAGAUUGUGUUGUGCUCUUAGAAAAAAUUCAUUACUUUCACAAUGUCUCUCUCCACCCAGGAGUAUGAAAGGGGACUGGGGAAUUUCGAGAGAAGUCUAGUGAAAUGCUGGGGGGUAAUUAUGACCUUGAGAUGCACCAACAUCCUAUCCAGGGGGGAGUUAGAACCACACUGUGACCUGUGGAGAACGUUGUGUGACUGCGUGACUUGCACGUAACAGCUUUUAAGAAUUUGUGACUUUUAUUUUCGUUUCGUUAUUAAGUUAUUAAUUAUACUAAUUUCUCGCCGGAAUUUCGAAUCACGUGAUUCAAAAAGUCGUUGUCCGGACGCGAGUUUAGUGGGCAUCGCCGUGACAUGGUUAGGAGGUUUUUACGCAACAAUAAAUCCCUUGUUGAUUCAACUUGCGAAUCUACAGUGUCUUUGGGAAACUGGGCCAAAUAUUCCUCCACACUCCUAGUCGCUUCAUGCGAUGGAAACCGGGGUAAUCUCCGCCUGGAUGGGCCACUUGGCUCGAGCACAGACUUUACCCACAAACAAUAUCAGCUGAAAUAUUGUCUACUUUCUCAACACACAGAGUAUAUGUUAGACGUGAAAAUUAUUUUGACUGGUGAAAAACCAGCGAGGUACGAGAAUUCCAUAAUCAUCAUGAACCACAGAUGCCGUUUGGAUUGGAUGUUCUUUUGGUGCGUGAUGGCGCGAUCUAGCGAGUUAGCGUUGAGAAAUGAGAAGAUCCUGAUGAAAAGAGAAUUGAAAUAUAUUCCUGGCCCAGGGUGGGCCAUGCAGAAUGCGCUCUAUAUUUUCUUGUAUCGACGCUGGGAGAAGGACGAGGGCUACCUGAAUUCGUUACUCAGAUAUUUUGUGAGUUCACCAGAUAAAUUACAUCUUCUUAUGUUUCCCGAGGGUACUAACUUCGAAGAGAUAACAAAAACCUGGAGUGAUAAUUAUGCCAAGAAGAAUGACCUUCCGCUUUACGACUAUGUUUUGCAUCCUCGCGUGCGUGGAUUCACUCACUGCGUAGAAAAACUUCGACAAGGGAAUAAAAUAGAUGCUAUUUACGAUGUGACAGUGGGUUAUUCUGAAAAUUAUUGCUUCGAGGAACUAGAUAUAAUGAAAGGAAAGAUACCAGAUGAAAUUCACUUUCACAUUCAGAGAUUUUCCAUCGAUGAACUGCCGGUUGAUUCGCAAGGUCUCGACCAUUGGUGCAGCAAACGAUGGAGUGAAAAAGAAGAAAGACUAUCAAAAUUUUACGGCCAAGAUGAAAAACAUUUUACUCCCGUUGUUGAGUCGGUAAUUGUAGAUAACAACGAGGAGGAAGCAGUGAGAGUUUUCUACAAGUUUGAGCUAGUUUUUUGGGUGCUUUCAAGUAGUUGCGUUUGUCUUCUUCUGGCCGCGUCGUCAGUGUUGAGAUGGUGCUUACUUUUUUUCGGAAUUGUGUUUUUUGUUCUAACUCUAUGUGGUGGAACAGACGAAAUAUUUUUGAAUGCGCAAACGGCGCCUCUAGAUGCUUCUGAAAGCUAACCAUUCUACGUUUUUCGAUAUAGGGGAGUGUUGUGAGAGAACAAAUGGUAUCAAUGAACACUCCUGAGAGCUGCUUUAAAUGUGUUUCCUCGCUAGUUGGGUAACAAUUUAAAAGCAAUUCUUUGUAAUUUAAGAAAUCAUUUCAACAAGUAUAUUCUCAGCCUAAAGUUGGCACCAAAACUAAAUGAAUAUUCGGUGCGUUAAAAAAUCAAAGAGAGAGAACCCCGAUGGUGGCGAAGUGAAAAAAUAGGGAGUCGAAUACUGCAUGUGCCUACUGAUAUAGAAAAAUAUUAUGGCAUUGAAAAGAAUUAAAGGUUGUAUAAUGACGCUAGAAGGUAUUGUUCCGGAAUAUUUGUCUCACGUAACAAUAAUAACAAUAAUGUAAUAAAAAAUGUGGUUAUUGUU
Molecule: messenger RNA, 2057 nt
Organism: Pocillopora damicornis (cauliflower coral)
Lineage: Eukaryota; Metazoa; Cnidaria; Anthozoa; Scleractinia; Pocilloporidae
Product: lysocardiolipin acyltransferase 1
Biological process (GO): phosphatidylinositol acyl-chain remodeling
Cellular component (GO): endoplasmic reticulum; endomembrane system
Molecular function (GO): acyltransferase activity
Source: RefSeq, a predicted model, not a curated record